This is a messenger RNA of Nematolebias whitei (Rio pearlfish), 1852 nucleotides long. Its product is annotated as tubby protein homolog. The coding region runs from base 133 to 1794 and encodes 553 amino acids. Gene Ontology annotation, cellular component: cilium. Lineage: Eukaryota; Metazoa; Chordata; Actinopteri; Cyprinodontiformes; Rivulidae. The record is from RefSeq and is a predicted model, not a curated record. Gene Ontology annotation, biological process: protein localization to cilium. The transcript has 12 exons.
UGACAGGCUUUUAUUUGUUGUGUGUAGAUGUUUCAAUUGAAACAUCUAAUGAUUUGAUUUAAUCAAAUCAAUUAAUUGAUUUGAUUACCUGUCUGUGUGCAGAUUUAUUUUUUUCAUUGCCUCGGUUCAGCUAUGGAGGACCCUGACAUUCGACAACAGAAGCUGGACAACCAGCGAGCUCUGCUUAUGAAAAACCAGCAAAAGAAGAGAGCCGACAACCAGAUGGUGGUGGCAAACUGGGAUACUCGCCAAAAGAAUCGAAAGCGCAAAGUCAUCAAGAGCGACGAGACGCCCCUGUUGGACUGUCAGUCCCUGAGCAGCACCUCUCUGAGUGAUCAAGUUGAACAUGCCCAUGACAACCCCCUGGAUGAGAUCACUCUGGGGGAAGACGACAUGACAGCAACUAUGGUGUCAGAACAGAAAUCUCUGGAGAAACCCGGUACUCCCAAAAUAAUGAACUUAGAUGUUGACAGAGAGCCUGAGGUGAACUGUGAAGGGGAGAAGGAGGCCCCCGUGGAGAUAAUAAAGACAAAGAAAGAUGUGAAAAAGGAGAAAACCAAAUUGGGGAAACUAACAGAAGAGAUGAAAAAUGACGAGGAAAAAGGAAAAAAGGAGAAGAAAAACAAGAAGAAAGAGAAAGAAGCUGUGGACACAAAAAAGACAAACAAGACAACCAAACAAGAGCGUAAAAACAAGCAUUUGCAGGAAGAUUCAGCCCCUGAGGCAGAACCAGUGGUCGAAGAGACAAAUAGAUGUAAAGAAAGUGACAGCGAUGAGGAGAAGGGUUCCCAGCCGCCUGUUCCUCCAUCGCCGAUGAAGAAAAAAACUCUGGACACAUCCAGGUGUCAGAUAAGUGACGAGAGCAAAGAUGAGGAAAUCCAAGAACAAGUGAAGCCGGAGAAAAAGUCCAACAAAGGAGACAAAACUACUUCCAGCCUGGUGUCCCUCAACUCCAACUACAGGGAGACUUCGUCCUCGGGGAGCGAGCACAGCGAAAGAUUAUCAUCUCCGAUGUUGCUGGAGGAUCUUGAGACGUUUGCCUUGCGUCCUGCUCCCAGAGACGCGACGAUCCUCUGCAGGGUGACCAGGGACAGGAGAGGCAUGGAGAAGGGCAUUUAUCCAACUUACUACCUCCACAUGGAGAAGGAAGAUGGAAAGAGGGUGUUCUUGAUGGCGGGCAGAAAAAGAAAGAAGUGCAAAACUUCCAACUAUCUCAUCUCUGUUGACCCGACAAAUCUAAGCAGGGAUACAAACUCUUACAUCGGAAAACUAAGGUCUAAUGUUCUGGGUACAAAGUUCACAGUCUAUGAUGGCGGUGAAAACCCAGAGAAAAAACCCUUCAUCAAAGAGUGUGAUUCAGUGAGGCAAGAACUGGCAGCCAUAUGCUACGAGCCGAAUGUUCUGGGAUUCAAGGGUCCGAGGAAGAUGACCGUGAUCAUCCCUGGCAUGUUGGAGAACAACCAAAGAGUGACCGUUUGUCCCAAAAAUGAGCUCGAGACCCUCCUGGUCCGCCAUGCAAACGGCACCACGGACAAGCUGGUGACCCUGGUGAACAAAUCCCCCAGCUUUAACGAACAGACUCAGUCAUAUGUGCUGAACUUCCACGGCCGUGUGACCCAGGCCUCGGUGAAAAACUUCCAGAUCAUCCACCCUGAGAAUGACGAGUACUUAGUGAUGCAAUUCGGCCGUGUGGCGGAGGACGUCUUCUCCAUGGAUUACAGUUUUCCUCUGUGUGCCCUGCAAGCCUUUGCCAUCACUCUCUCAUCCUUUGAUGGCAAACUGGCCUGUGAGUGACCCAAGUGCUCAACUGUCUGAACUAAAUCAAAAGUUCUAGUCUUAUACCCAUAAAACA